CUCUCCAGACCACCACUAACCCACGCCAAAACGCCGUGUCCGCCCCGCCAAUGUCGUUUUUCGGUUUCGACAGCUCCGCGCCCCCACGCCCGGCCCCCCACGCCGCCGCCGCAGACGCAAAAUCCUACGAUUUCCAGGACACUUACGAGGGCCUCGGCGACCCUGAGGAGGACGAUGUUUUGAACUCCGAGACUUUCGGCGUAGCCGAGGUCGGCCGCAACUUCGACUUCCACGGCCUGGCCGCGGGCCGCGCGCCCGUCUCGGCGGCACAAACACGGCCCGACAUGUCGUUUGCACGUGCCGCUGCCGCCAACGACGACGACUUCAUGAAGGACUUGUGGGGCGACAACACGCCGGAUCCGGCCGCCGCGCCCGCACCCGCCGCGGCGCCGGGCGGGCCUGCCGCGGCCCGCGACGACCGCAAGGUCUUGAGCUUGCAGGAAAUCGAGGCCCAGUUGACCGCCAUCGACGGCGUGCAGAACCGCCCGCCCACGGCCCCCCAGCAGCCGUUCUACGCGGCCAUGCCGGCCGGCUACGGCGGCUACAUGAUGCCGCAGGGCUACAUGCCGCCCGCGGGCGCGUACGGAAUGCCGUACCCGGGCCAGUUCAUGCCUAUGCAGCCUGCGUACCCGCCGCCCAUGGGCCAGCCAGGCGUGCCGCCCAUGGGGAUCCCCGGCAUGCCCAUGCCCCCGGCCAUGGGCUCGGGUGGCCAUGCUGCCGCGCGCCCUGCGGAUGCCGCCGGCCCGGUGAACGAGCGCCCUGCGGUGCCGGCUGCCGUGCCCGCAAAGAACGGCAACCCGGGCCUGGGGCCCAAGCCCGCGGCCAGGUCCGACAUGUCGCAGUUCCCCGUGUUGGGCUCCCAGGCACAAGCCACCGCCCCGCGGGACGCGCACCAACAGCAGCAGCAGCAGCGGGUCAAACAGCAACAAGCCCAGCAGCAAAACGCACUGCAGAAUGCGCCUGACUUGCUGCCUGAGGAGCAGCAGCGCUUGGCCAGACGCCAGGACAAGGUGGCCAAGAUCAUGAAGUACUCGGGGGUCAUGAACCCCAAGGACAAGGACUUUGUCACGCGGUUCCAGCUCUCGCAGAUCGUCACGGAAGACCCAUACAACGAGGACUUCUACGCCCAGGUCUACAAGGUGAUCCACCCGAAGGCCGCGCCCAACGCGCUCGGCGCCCCGCUGACGCAGCAGCCCAACUCCAUUGCCCAGGCCUACUUGGACCAGAGCGGCCACCGCUUGGGCGGCCGCUUCAAGCGCGCGGACGUCGCGUUGCAGAGAAUGCAGCAGCAGGUUCAGAAGGCCGUGUCCGUGGCCAAGGAGAGGCAGAAAUCCACCCACAGCGCUCGCGAAGGCGUGCUUGGCAAAAUCUCUGUCGGCUCAGGCAAAAAGCCCAGGCAGCAGUUGGUGAUUCUCAGCAAGGCCGCGCAAAAGGCCAAGGACCAGGAGGACGACGACGGUGACGUCGUGCCUCCCGUGCAGAACAAGACCAGGUCCCCCUCGAUCGCCGCGCCUUCGAAGCCCAUCAAGAAAUACAGUAAAAAGGAUAUCAUGGGCAUUCUCGAGGAGAUCAUCAACAACUUGAUGUCGAUCGAGAGCGAGUCGAGAACCUCGCCGGGAAUCGACACAAGCAAGCUCUGGGACUCCAUGCACGUGUUGGACCAGCCAUCGUCCUCGGGCGACGACGAGUCCUACGUCAACCCCUUCGUGCAAUGCCUCAACUACCCCAAGGCUUUGAAGGUGUUGCCCCGUCUUUUUAAGUUCUUGUCCCGAGACCAGAUCUUGACGGUCAUCACCUUGGUCAUGUCCAAUUUGGAGAACUUGAGGGUGAUCAAGGAUGGCUCCUACACCACAUACGAAAGCAAGAAGCUCCCCGUGGAAAUCUCCAAAUUGGUGGAUAUAUACACCUUGACGUUCUGCAAAGUGUUGAUGAACGCCGUGCAGGACUUCAGGUUCAACGAAAUCUUGAGCUUGCUCCUGAUUUUGGCGCAGCACAACGUCGUGUCGUUCGUCUCCACCACCAAGAUCGGCUUGUCUGUGAUCACAACAUUAUUGUCCAGAGCCGAGUUGAUGAAGGGCGAAGGGUCCAUUUCGGCCACCGACUUAUCCGAGUGGUCCAGCUGCUACGACGAGCUUUUCACCGCUUUGGAAUCGCGCAUCGCCGCCAUUUUCCCUCCGUCGCACGGCGACAUGGAGGACGACUACGUGUGGCAGUUCUUGGCCACGCUAUCAUUGGGCGGGAAAUUGAGUCACCAGCGGAUCAUCGUGGAGGAGGUGAAGGACGAGAUUUUCGGGGUCAUGAGCAGAGCAAAGGCCAUCGACAACAGCGACGUGGCGAACUUGUACAAGAAGCAGAGCAUGAUGAACAACUUGAACAUGUACUUGGUGGUGAUGGGUCUUGUCGCUGAUGAGAAUGAGAUCCAGGAAUUGAAGAACUGA
Molecule: messenger RNA, 2438 nt
Organism: Metschnikowia bicuspidata var. bicuspidata NRRL YB-4993
Lineage: Eukaryota; Fungi; Ascomycota; Pichiomycetes; Serinales; Metschnikowiaceae
Exons: 2
Coding region: 51-2438 (795 amino acids)
Biological process (GO): P-body assembly; deadenylation-dependent decapping of nuclear-transcribed mRNA
Cellular component (GO): P-body
Molecular function (GO): RNA binding
Source: RefSeq, a predicted model, not a curated record